Lentinula edodes (shiitake mushroom) is the source of this 690-nucleotide messenger RNA. RefSeq lists its product as uncharacterized. The transcript has 4 exons. NCBI's taxonomy places the organism in Eukaryota, Fungi, Basidiomycota, Agaricomycetes, Agaricales, Omphalotaceae. The annotation marks the transcript as partial. The record is from RefSeq and is a predicted model, not a curated record.
CAUCAGCAUUUGGCAUUCGAGAUGCUUUAUAAUGCAGUUGUGGGACCAUCCAGUAUCAAUAAUGUUUUCUUCAUCUCUUUUCUGCAAGGUUUUCGCAUGCGUUGUAUAGAUGGAACCGCAGACCUCUUUGAUAUUGUUCGGAGCUUCGAUGGGGGUGUUGAGAAUUUUGUUCAAAGCGCUGAAACCUCAAUAAUCAAGGGGUUUGAGGAUUUGAAUCUUUCGUUUAUUGUUGAUCUUGAAGCUACAACCUUACGGGAGCUUACCGAUGCUUGUACCAAUGCUGGUGCACCUUUCGAGGGCAAGACCUUUAAAGAGAUCUUCCGUGAUUAUCUUGAGGACUCUGGCACACCUUGUCCACGCCUUCUUGAAGCCAUAAAGGAUCGGUUGAGCCGACAAAUAAAUCUGGACGAAAUAACUUCAUCUACUUUCCGGAUGAAACUUCUGUGUUGGUCGGUUUCAGGGGCACCUCGUAUUAUGCAUGAAGGGGAUCCUUUAAAGAUCCAGCUUGUAGAAGAUGAUGAUCCAUUUUACCUUCCCUCUCGUAUUGGCCAGGAACUUCAGAAUGCAUAUCUUUCCUCCGGAACUUGUGCAUUCAAGACUUGCACCCAAUGUAAAGAUGCACGAACAGCAGUUCAUCAUUGGUUGUUGGUUGAGAUGUUAGAUGCAAUUGGCUCAUAUACCACAGUAUAA